Blastomyces gilchristii SLH14081 is the source of this 1176-nucleotide messenger RNA. RefSeq lists its product as uncharacterized. Lineage: Eukaryota; Fungi; Ascomycota; Eurotiomycetes; Onygenales; Ajellomycetaceae. The record is from RefSeq and is a predicted model, not a curated record. Bases 128 to 616 code for a protein of 162 amino acids. The transcript is spliced from 3 exons.
CAGAAAGACCAUCAACAUUUUGUCUACGCAGCGUAAAUAAAUAAAUACGCCGCGUGGAUAAAUAUUCCUGCGCUCCCAAUCUAAAAACCCAACUUUGAACCAUCUCCUCACUGUAAUCUUUGACAUCAUGCAGUUCCCUACUUCCAUACUGAAACAACUAUCUAAUUUCACAACCAGGCGCGCUUGCAUCUAUCGCUCUCUACAUACCAAGCUGGCAGAAUUUAUCACCCUUGACUAUAAAGGAUCCCUGGUGACACAGAAUGUCAAUGUUGAUUUGGGGCAUGCCCACGAGGCUUUCACAAUGCUCCCAAAAGAAACUGGUUAUGCUUUCCGAGCAGGCAUCCACUCAUUGGCGAGAGACUCAGACCAGUGUCCCCUAACUUUCUAUCAUGAUUCUCGAUACUUUGCACAUGAAUCGUUACCAUAUCCUCGGCUUGUAAUUCCUCAGGACCUUCCACGCCAGUCUGAUGCCAAUACAAGCCCUGCCACUCUCCAUACCUUUGGAGCUACUCAUACCAUCACACUGGACGGGACUUUCGAUGCAAAAUUUACAAAUCAGCUUCGAGAUUCUCUCCGUGAUCUGAAGGGGCCUUUUGAUGAGCUCAAAGACAAGUAGGACUGUGACAAGGAAUAUCUUAUUGAAGCAACAGGUCAAUUUUUUUGGGUGGGCCAUUGUAUAUAGGUUGAUAUAGAAUUCAAAGCCUCAUGGUUGUCAUUGAUGUACAUGUAAUGUACAUAUGGCAGUUACCCACCCAAUAACUCUGCGGUCAGUGACUUGCGUAACAGAACGGACAUACCCUGCCGGUGGAACUGUUUCAUCCUUCAUGCCCUUCGCCCAAGUAUCGUGAAACCAACCAAACCUUCACGUCUCCUGUCAUGUGCGUCUGACGAUCUUUUUUAUCAAAAUACAAGCAAAGAAGAGCUCAGGGUGGAAAAAUGAAAUUGAUAUUCAACUAAGUUGAGAUAAGCAUGCCUCGUAUUAAUUAUAUAUUAUCCUGCAAAGAAAUCCUCCUUCGGAGGAAAAGAAAAAGGGGACUGCAAGUAUCCGAUUACCAUCCCAGUCCCAUCAAUCUCUUCAGUUGCCAAACUACCGAAUUUAUUGUCUGGUUCACGCUUCGGCGGACUCAUCUAAUUGAGAGUAAUUAAUAUAGUGAUAUCAAAAAUGUUGAAUGGGAA